Messenger RNA from Electrophorus electricus (electric eel), 1081 nucleotides. Its product is annotated as B2 bradykinin receptor. Gene Ontology annotation, cellular component: external side of plasma membrane; membrane. Gene Ontology annotation, biological process: immune response; positive regulation of cytosolic calcium ion concentration; smooth muscle contraction. Gene Ontology annotation, molecular function: C-C chemokine binding; C-C chemokine receptor activity; bradykinin receptor activity. Lineage: Eukaryota; Metazoa; Chordata; Actinopteri; Gymnotiformes; Gymnotidae. The record is from RefSeq and is a predicted model, not a curated record.
AUGGAGUUAAACUCUUCUGCAGUCCUGGUUCCUGUUGUGGAAUCAGAGCUGAUCAUGGAUAACUGCAAUUAUACAGAAGGCUGGGCCUGGCUCGUCUCCCUCCAGCCUGGAUGCCUCGUCCUCAUCAGCAUUAUUGGAGUGCUAGGAAACGGCCUCGUUCUCUGUGUCUUCUGCCUACAGAAGAAGCCCUGCACUGUGGCUGACAUCUAUCUGGGCAACCUGGCUAUGGCUGACCUGGUCAUGGUGCUCUGUCUGCCAUUUUGGGCAGUCACCAUUGCUCAGGACUACCAGUGGAACUUUGGCCAGGUGCUUUGCAAAGUGGUCAAUAUGGCCAUCUAUAUGAACUACUUCUGCAGUAUACUCUUCUUGGUCCUGGUAAGCAUGGAUCGCUACUUGGCCCUGGUGAGACCCCUAAGUGCCAGCCGACUUCGACAGCCAGCCUGGGCCAAACAAGUCUGCCUUGGCAUCUGGGCAGUGGGUGUCCUGCUAAGUAUUCCAUCCCUGCUCUUCCGAGUUGUCAACUACAUUCCAGAACUAGACAUGGAGGCAUGCUACUUAGUUUAUCCUCAUCCCAGCUGGAGGAUCCAGAGGAACCUAACCACCAAUGUGCUUGGCUUUGUGAUUCCCCUGUCCAUAAUUGCACUCUGCACCCACCAAAUGGUAAGAGUCCUUAGAGACAGCUGUGUGGGAUCAAUGCAGGGAGUAGGGGUGGAGAGGAGGUCCGCUCACCUGGUGCUGACUGUGCUGGCUGUAUUCCUCAUCUGCUGGACACCUUUCCAGGUUGUGCGCAUCUUGGACACUCUGGAUUAUUUUCAGAUAAUACCAGGGUGUCUGUUUGUGCACAUUUUAGACAUCAGUGAGCAGGUCUCCACCUACCUUGCUUAUGCUAACAGCUCUAUUAACCCUUUCCUGUACGUGGUUGUGGGGAAACAUUUCAGGAAAAGAGCUAAAGGAGUGUUUAAAACACUCCUCCAUCCUGGGUGGAAGGACAGUGCUACUAACACUACUUUUGCCAGUAAGUGCAGUGACAGCCAAAAAGACUCUGGUGUGCUUAAAAAAAGGGGUGUUUGGUAACUACAGC